AUGCCUGAAUCUCUCAUCAAAUUAGUUCAAACGCCGGGCGACGCCGCGUUGAUAACGUUCCACGUUUGUCUGGCGACUGCCAGUGUUGUCAGCAACCUGCUGCUGCUGUUGGCUCUGCUGCACUCCAGCGCCCUGUUGAAGUCAAACCACCACCUCUACACGCUGAGCAUCACGAUCAGCGACCUGGUUGUUGGUGCCGGCUGGUUCUACCUCGCGCUCUACGAAGCCAGCGACACUUUCGGAUCCUUUUACAGCCCCGAAAAGGUGCUGUCAACAAUCCACGGCAUCUCUCUCGUCGCCCUCCUGGCUGCCAUGGUGGACAGGUACCUGGCGGUGCAGUAUCCGUUCCGCUACAUACAAAAAGUAACGCGGAUCAAGGUUCUGAUCUUGAUCGGAUUCGUCUGGUUCUGGCCCCUCGUGACGAUAAUCAUCCAGGGCGUAUUUCCUGGAAAAGGAAGCCUUACGUACCAAGGCUACUCCACAAUGACCUUUACGAUCCUGAUGCUCGGCAUCAUGGUGAUUCUGAACGCGAGACUCUACGCCGUCAUCAGGCGGCAGCAGAAGAGGGAGCCGCAGGCCGACGGAGGGACACGGCACAACUCCGCCUCGCUCAUCGUCGUCGCGUCGACCCUGUUCAUCGUCCUGUGGUUGCCCAACAUCGCGCACGUGUGCACCUGCUUCGCCUUCAAGCUCUGCCUCAUCAUCUCCAACAACGCGACUAAUCCGUUCGCCAUCCUACGCAUGGCGAACACCCUCACCACGCCGCUCAUCUUCCUCUUCGGAAGCCCCAUGACCAGGGACUCCGUCAAGACACUGGUGCGACGUCUCAGAUUUAAAAGGUGA
This is a messenger RNA of Petromyzon marinus (sea lamprey), 843 nucleotides long. Its product is annotated as melanocortin receptor 4-like. The record is from RefSeq and is a predicted model, not a curated record. Gene Ontology annotation, molecular function: G protein-coupled receptor activity. Lineage: Eukaryota; Metazoa; Chordata; Hyperoartia; Petromyzontiformes; Petromyzontidae. Gene Ontology annotation, cellular component: membrane. Gene Ontology annotation, biological process: G protein-coupled receptor signaling pathway.